GGUGCAACUAGAGGACGACCAACUCCAUCGGCUUCACUGGGGAACGUUGAGCUCCAACAUCUCGCAAGAAGUCCGCGAGGAACGGCGGAAGAAAAUUUACCCCCAUACUUCGCUGACUUUGCGUUUCAUCGAAUAGUUAUUAAAUAAUAAAUCAGCAAUCAUGAAAAUACUGUGGGCUGUCGGUGCCCUUCUGUUGAGCUGCUGGCAAGCUAAUGCGUCCACAGCUCCAAACAUCGUUGCUGAACCUUCUGAGGUCAGCAACCAGACCUCUGCAGUCCUCAGGUGCAACUUGACUGAGUCCAGCCUUCCCAUUAAGGGCUCCUACUGGGUGCACAAUGGCAAAACCAUUGAGGAUUCUAAGUCCACUGAGGCUUCUGCAUCGAUCGUUCUUGUUUUAGAUAAGAUCACCCACAGCUCUGCUGGAAAGUAUGAAUGCGUGUUCCAGACUGAUCCAGAGGUGAAGAAGGUGAUUGAAGUCAAAACACUUCCCCAUGUUGGUGCCUACAAGCACUCUGAGCAUGGCAAUGAAAAGGAUAAAGGUGCAAUGGUGUGUGUUAGCCAUGGUUACCCACUGCCAACUGACUGGACCUGGUUUAAGGAGGAAGAUGGUGUUCAGAAGCCUAUCAUCAACGGCACCACUGACAAAUAUGAGAUCAAGAGCACCCCUAACAAGACCACCCUGACCAUUAAUGACCUGAGCAUUGAGAACGACAUCGGAGACUACUUCUGCUCUGGAACCAAUGAGCUCGGCACAAGCAGUGACAAGAUCCACCUGCGUGUCCGCAGCCGCCUGGCUGCUCUCUGGCCCUUCCUUGGCAUCGUGGCUGAGGUCAUCAUCCUGGUGACCAUCAUCUUCAUCUAUGAGAAGAGGAGAAAGCCUGAUGAGAUCAAUGACGAUGAUGACUCAGGAUCUGCUCCCCUGAAGAGCAAUUCUAAUGCAAAUCACAAAGACAAGAAUGUGAGGCAAAGGAAUUCUAACUAGAAGCUGAAACAGAUCGACCCUCAGACUGCAGUCCAGGACUCAGCUGUUGUGCUGCACAUUAUACUGUGCACCCUGCAACUUUGAAGUACCUUUUUUGUGCUUGGGUGUUAAUGUUUUAAGAAGUUGACUGAUUUCCUCUUGUUUAGUUUUCUUCUCUAUUAUUCUCCAUAUUGUGCAGCCAGAGAACAUAGUGUGAAAUAAUUUCUGCUUGAGAUCAUUGGGCAAAUAUUGCAUGAGUUUAAAUGCUGUUAUAGCAAAGUGUGUGUUUGUUGUAAAAUCAUUAGACCGUUGAUGUGAGGAAUGCUUAGUUUGUGGUUAUUUUCUUUUAAUGCUGAUGCUUCCUACACUGAUUUCACACGUCUUUGCUUUGAUUUCUUCGGUCAAGAAUGGAUACUUUUAAAGCAGCAGAAGUACUGUUUAGAUACUUUUGACUAUGAUACAACACUGCCAUCCUUCUAGCAACAGCUGGAGUGUGCUUCACACGUUUGAUCUGUCCAUACACCAACACACCUCCUUUAGCAGAGUGUUAUACUUUGCCUUAACAAGCACCAUUUUUCUUCUUCUUUUUUGCAUUUUGUUACCUGUUACAAGACUUAAAUGUGACACUGAAGAUUAAAUGCAGAAAUGACUGAGAUUCAAUGUCUGCUAGCUUUUGUUGCCGUAAGAAAUUAUAGCUCUUUAAGUAGGAAAGCGUUUGUCCCUUUAACUCAUGCUUUUACUUCCUUUUUCUGUUUGAAUGUUGAGGGGUCCAAGCAGUAUCACCCACUGAUAAGCCUGGUGGAAUUUUCAAUCAUGCUUGUACAUCUAUUACUGUGUACUAAACGAGUGACUGCAGCGAAUCUGCAGGACCUAAAGUUAAAAAUUAGUUGGUGAUUAGUUGGUGGGUCAAAAGUUUCACCCAAUUCUUGGAAGCAUAUAAUAGCUAUCAAAGCAGAGGUUUAAUUUACAUGCAACAUCUCCAAAACUACUUUACCAGAAGUCAGAAUUGUUUCAUUAAAACAGCCCAGCAUUUUUAUUUUGAACAGGUACAUAUGACUUCCUCUAAAUUUGCUUCACUCUUAUUUUUGCAGACAUCUUUGAGGGCCUUGGGCUAAUCAUCUUUAAAGUUUUUCAGGAUUAUUUUCAGACUGCCCUGAUCCAAAGGGAAAGCAGAUUUUUUUUACACCUCAGUUUUUUACUCUUUUGACCUUUUUACUUAAAUUACAGUCUCACCUUUUUUUUAAGCAAGUUUGGUGCACAUGCUCAGACAUUCAGUCCACUAGGUGGCAUCACACUUCUUAAUGUAUUCAGUAUUGUGUGCAAAACAUUACUAUUUCGCCAAUUUUUUUAACCAACUUUUGCCAAAGUAUGUCAGUACCCUGAAAAUGAACUGAAUCGGAUGUCUUUUUUUUUUUUUUUUUUUUUUUUUUUUUAAUAUUUUGCUUGUUAUAGGUCAUCUAUCAAGAUAGUCUGAACAAGAGAAAAUGUGUUCUCAGAAUGCAUUGAAUCAAUUAACAUUUGGCUUCUUGUCAGCUGAUCAUAAAUCAAACACAAAAAUCCAUGCAGCCUGCUUGGACCCCUCAAUGCUACUUGCAGUCUUCAUUUUUAAAAUUAGAUUUUUUAGCAACCAGAUGUUAAUAAAACAGUAUAAUUAAGGACCAAUGCAAAAUCUGUAACAUCUGUUAAUUUUGUGUAAUUCAACUUAGAUACUCCGCACUGAUUUAAAAUUGAAUUCAGGAGAUUUAAUGUUUUUCUGACCUGAGCUAAAACUUCUGUGUGCGAUUGCCAGGCCACCAUCUCUGUUCCUUUCACUGUGUAGACGAUUCAGAAGCCAUAUGUUCCAUUUAACUGAGUAUUGAUGUGACUGGAUGUAUUCAGAGUUAUAUACUAAUAAUUAAAAGACCUAGACAGAAUUGUGUCAACCGUUGUACCUUCCAAGUAAAUGGAACAUCUGUUGUACAACUUGCACAAACUGAAUAAAGGUAUUUGAUUUA
Cheilinus undulatus (humphead wrasse) is the source of this 2955-nucleotide messenger RNA. RefSeq names its product basigin (gene bsg). The record is from RefSeq and is a predicted model, not a curated record. NCBI's taxonomy places the organism in Eukaryota, Metazoa, Chordata, Actinopteri, Labriformes, Labridae. Bases 161 to 982 code for a protein of 273 amino acids. The transcript is spliced from 8 exons.